Andrographis paniculata is the source of this 1137-nucleotide messenger RNA. RefSeq names its product ras-related protein RABE1c-like. Gene Ontology annotation, biological process: protein secretion; regulation of exocytosis. The transcript is spliced from 9 exons. Bases 184 to 828 code for a protein of 214 amino acids. Gene Ontology annotation, cellular component: plasma membrane. Gene Ontology annotation, molecular function: GTP binding; GTPase activity. The record is from RefSeq and is a predicted model, not a curated record. Lineage: Eukaryota; Viridiplantae; Streptophyta; Magnoliopsida; Lamiales; Acanthaceae.
AUGAAGAAUUCAACGGCCGACCGCAGCUGACGUCGCAGGGACGUUUCCCUCCCUCCUCUUUUUUCUCUUCAUUCAUCGUCCGUCCGUCUAUCAUCAUUUCGCCAGAUCCCUUUUUUCACUCUUCCCUACGAUCUGGGUUUGGUUUGGGGAAACGAAUAUUGAUUGAUAUAUUGAAGCAAACACAUGGCUGCCCCACCCGCCAGAGCCCGAGCCGAUUACGAUUGUCUCAUCAAGCUCCUCUUGAUUGGCGACAGCGGUGUGGGUAAGAGUUGCCUUCUUUUACGAUUUUCCGAUGGAUCUUUUACCACCAGUUUCAUCACUACCAUUGGGAUUGAUUUCAAGAUAAGGACUAUAGAGCUUGAUGGUAAAAGAAUAAAACUGCAGAUUUGGGAUACUGCUGGCCAGGAAAGAUUCCGGACCAUCACUACUGCAUACUACCGUGGAGCAAUGGGUAUAUUGCUGGUUUACGACGUCACUGAUGAGUCAUCUUUCAACAACAUCAGGAAUUGGAUCAGAAACAUUGAACAGCAUGCAUCUGACAAUGUCAACAAGGUUUUGGUGGGCAACAAGGCUGAUAUGGAUGAAAGCAAAAGGGCUGUACCCACAUCCAAGGGCCAAGCACUAGCAGAUGAAUACGGGAUCAAAUUCUUUGAAACUAGUGCUAAGACAAACAUGAACGUGGAGGAGGUGUUCUUCUCAAUAGCUAGGGACAUAAAGCAAAGACUUGCUGAAUCCGACGCAAAGGCAGAGCCACAGGCCAUAAAGAUCAGCCAACAAGAUCAGAAUGGCGGAGCAGCAGCUGCUCAAAAAUCAAGUUGCUGUGGUUGAUCAUCAAAAUUGGUUCGGUUCGCUCCCCUUAGAUUUUCGGCACAGCAGCCACAGGUCAGGUCAGAUCAUUCAUGUUUGUUUUCCAUGGUCCUUGUAUGGCUGGUUACUACCCCUCCUCUAAUUAUUAUUAUUAUUAUUAUUCUUUGACAACAACGAAGACGGCGAUGAUGAUGCUAUGUCAUGAGAUUGAAUUUGUGUUUAGUGACAGUUUUUUUUAUUGAAUUGCCAUUAUUAUUUAAUAUUUUUCUUGUAAUGAGAUUUUGUCAGAAUAUUAGCUACGCUACUUUGAACUAAUUGCUUGAAGUUUCA